AAAUGGAUGUUCCAAACCACUUAAAAGAUCCUCUUCCUACUUCCAGCAUCUCGUUAUUACACCGUUAAUUUGGACUACCUAAGACUGAAGCUUUUGUCCAAUUCCUGUCCAAAUUCCAAACUAGAGUAGUAGGGUCUUAAGGUAAUGAGGUUAUACUAUUAUACGAUUGGUAUAGGUGAUUUAAUUAUGUCGUUGUGCCUCAUUUAAAGGCCAGACUUUCAAUUAUCCCUAAUAAAUAUAGGCUAAGAGAAUUCGUUCCCAAAUGCUUUUAACUGCUGGCUAACAGAAAACAUCAUUAAGAGAUACUUGCGGCGGGGCGCCUGGCUGGCUAAGUGGUAUAGCACGUUAACUCUUGAGCUUACGUUAAAAAGGAAAAAAAAAAAAAAAAAGCAAAAGAGAUACUUGCCUCUAGACUUUAGCUCAGCGAAAGGGGAAACCUUAUAAACAACAACAUUCUUGAGCACUCUUUAUUGAGCAAUUACAAGUAAGUAGAAAUUCAUCAGGCUUCCAAUGUUUUUGGUAAACUUUUUUUUUUUUUUUUUUUAAGUUAGCUCUUCGCCCACGGUGGGGCUUGAAAUCGAGACUCGGAGAUCAAGAGUUGCAUGCUCUAGGGACCGAACCAGACACCGCAGUAAACCUAUUCUUGUUUAAAGACCGUAACUUAAUAUCUGAAAAGCAUACAUCUUUACAUAGCACUCUCAGGGCCAUUAAACAGGUCUUAAAACUUCAGACUCUCUACAGCCAAUUACGAGAUAACUUUACACAUUUCUCAACCACGUCCCACCAACUUCUCUUUUUCGGUCUCAAGCACCUAUGCAGAUUUGACCUGUUCUCUUAAAAAGUUUAAGAAAGCGCAAGGAAAUGCUAAAACAAACGUUUGCUCGUUUCCCCGGCACUACCACGUCCUAAGCACUGGCUUCUGGAGGCCCACAACACAUUCCUUCCCGAAAUGUUUACCCCAAACUUUUAAACCAGAAGCUUUACAAUCUGGGCAUAAAUUCAGUCAAGCUGCCCCUUGCCUAUCUGCAAUCUCAAGUACACGCCACCAGCUCUGUACCACAAGAGUGGAGAGGAGCAGAAGCCGCCCGUGAAGCCGAUGCUCAGUCACCGGCGCCUGGGGAGGGGGACUCGACGACUAGCUAGUGCCAAAUGUGAGCUAACUUUCCACUAACGGAAUCGGAAAAUUCAGUUAUUUCUUGUGACACGGCUUCCAAAAAGAAAUGAAUGUUCUUUGAAACAUUCACUGCUACUGACGCUAGUCAGUCAGGUCUGGGAUAAGACCAGUCAACCUACCCACAGGCCAAACAAGGAAGUCCUGCGUUUGCGUGCGGCAGCCUCCGGCGAAGAAGACCGGAAGGAACGCCAGCGCCUUCCUUUGCGCAAGCGCAGGCCGACCUCUCCCAUUGGUCAUCUCAGCUCGAAGUUGGCGUGCCCCUGCGCUCCGCUGUUCUGCCGGUUGGGUAGGAUUGACGCGGACGUGUGCUCCAGUGUUUAUCUUCCGGCUGCAGCCCACCGGCCCGCCGGACCACAGUUCAUGAUGCUUACGCAGGUUUUUUUGUUUGUCGUUAUUAUUUUUUUUAACCUUCUGAAAUCGUUUGUUUAAGCCGGUGAUUCAUUCAUGCUCAAGUACCGAAAGUCUCUCUGACUUACGAAAGAAUAUCGAGCUUCCUGAUUCAGGGCCGGACGCUUACCUAACCUACUGACUUGGGAGCUUCAGAACCAUGGGGACAAAGGAGGCAGGGGAUGCUAGAGCAGCAGAGUUGGGCCUUCCCUCAUCAGCCAACCCGAACAAGCAAAUGUCUGAAAAACCAAACUAUGCUCUUAAAUUUACUCUCGUGGGACAUACGGAAGCAGUAUCAUCGGUUAAGUUUAGUCCUAAUGGAGAAUGGCUAGCAAGUUCUUCUGCUGACAAAGUAAUUAUAAUUUGGGGAGCCUAUGAUGGAAAGUAUGAGAAAACACUUCAUGGUCACAAUCUGGAAAUAUCAGAUGUUGCCUGGUCAUCAGACUCCAGUCGUCUUGUUUCUGCCUCAGAUGAUAAGACGCUAAAGAUUUGGGAUGUGAGAUCUGGAAAAUGUUUGAAAACGCUGAAGGGGCAUAGUAAUUAUGUUUUUUGCUGUAAUUUCAAUCCACCAUCCAAUCUCAUCAUUUCAGGAUCUUUUGAUGAGAGUGUGAAAAUAUGGGAGGUGAAAACAGGAAAGUGCCUUAAGACUUUGUCUGCUCAUUCUGACCCAGUUUCUGCUGUUCAUUUUAAUUGUAGUGGGUCUUUGAUUGUGUCAGGUAGCUAUGAUGGUGUCUGUAGAAUUUGGGAUGCUGCAUCAGGUCAGUGUUUAAAAACACUUGUUGAUGAUGAUAACCCUCCUAUCUCUUUUGUAAAAUUUUCUCCAAACGGAAGAUAUCUUCUAAUUGCAACUUUGGACAAUACUCUUAAACUGUGGGAUUAUAGCAGAGGUCGAUGUCUGAAAACAUACACUGGUCAUAAGAAUGAGAAAUACUGCAUAUUUGCCAAUUUUUCAGUUACUGGUGGAAAAUGGAUUGUGUCUGGAUCAGAAGAUAAUCUGGUUUACAUUUGGAACCUUCAGACUAAAGAGAUUGUACAGAAAUUACAAGGUCAUACAGAUGUUGUAAUCUCAGCAGCUUGUCAUCCUACAGAAAACAUCAUUGCAUCAGCAGCAUUAGGAAAUGACAAAACAAUUAAACUGUGGAUGAGUAACUACUAAACCCUUUAGAAAUCAACUAGUAGAGCCAAA
Lutra lutra (Eurasian river otter) is the source of this 2747-nucleotide messenger RNA. It is a transcript of the gene WDR5B, whose product is annotated as WD repeat domain 5B. The transcript is spliced from 2 exons. Gene Ontology annotation, molecular function: histone binding. NCBI's taxonomy places the organism in Eukaryota, Metazoa, Chordata, Mammalia, Carnivora, Mustelidae. The record is from RefSeq and is a predicted model, not a curated record. Bases 1722 to 2717 code for a protein of 331 amino acids. Gene Ontology annotation, cellular component: Set1C/COMPASS complex.